UUCACGGAUUCAGCCUUCGUCAGGUUUGACAAUAUAAAGACCGAGCUUAAUGUCCGGACUUUUCAGAGUAAAAUCAGUCAUUUCAACGAUGUGUUGCAUCGGGUUUCAUGAAUGGAGCUCCCUUCCUCUGUGCCUUAUCUGCUGUUGUUGGCGGACUUGACGCAUCGGGCGUCGUGCGUCGCCGGUAGAGGAGGUGUUGGCGCAUCGCGUUACUGCUGCUGCUGCCACACAAAUCGUCUGUCCUGCACUGAAAGAGGGGACACAACUAAGACGGGCUGCUCGACAUCACAUCAGAGGGGUGUCGCAGCAAUAGGCUUCACCUUUAGAUAUUAUCACCUGCUUCACAAUGAUCAAGAACGGGCAUCACAACCACCACCAAGCGAACAACGUCCCAGCAACUGGGAAAGACGCAGGGACGACUCCCGGCGCUAUAGCUUGCAGCCCCGAGAAGAGGAGGCGAAGAAUCCGGGUGUGGUGCGAUGGAUGCUAUGACAUGGUGCAUUAUGGCCACUCCAACCAGCUGCGACAGGCCAAGACCAUGGGAGAUUACCUCAUUGUUGGAGUACAUACAGACAGUGAAAUCGCAAAGCACAAGGGUCCGCCGGUCUUCACUCAGGAAGAAAGAUACAAGAUGGUACGGGCCAUAAAAUGGGUGGACGAGGUUGUGGAAGGAGCACCGUAUGUCACCACCCUUGAGACCCUUGACAAGUACAACUGUGACUUUUGUGUGCACGGAGAUGAUAUCACUCUAACAGUGGAUGGGAAGGACACAUAUGAAGAGGUGAAGAAGUCAGGACGAUACAGGGAGUGUAAGAGAACCCAGGGAGUUUCAACGACAGAUCUGGUUGGCAGGAUGCUGCUGAUGACCAAAGCACACCACAGCAACAUUGAUAGUUUAGACUAUCAGCAGCACACAGACAACUUUGGAAAGAAGGGCCACAGUCCCUGGACGGGGGUUUCUCAGUUUCUGCAGACUUCACAGAAGAUCAUCCAGUUUGCUUCAGGCCAGGAUCCUCAACCUGGAGACACUAUCAUCUAUGCGGCAGGGGCCUUUGACCUCUUCCACAUCGGCCAUGUGGACUUCCUGGAAGCGGUGCAUAAACUCGCUGAAAAGCCAUACAUUAUAGUGGGGUUGCACUUUGAUCAGGAGGUGAAUCGUUACAAAGGGAAAAACUACCCCAUCAUGAAUGUCCACGAGAGAACGCUGAGUGUCCUGGCUUGUCGAUAUGUCUCAGAAGUGGUGAUUGGUGCACCUUUUGCUGUCACAAAAGAUUUGCUGGACCAUUUCAAGGUGGAUCUUGUUUGCCAUGGAAAGACAGAAAUAUACCCUAACAAGGAUGGAUCUGACCCUUAUGCUGAGCCCAGGAGGAAGGGCAUCUUGCGAACUGUUGACAGCGGGAACAGCCUCACUACAGAUGCCAUUGUGCAAAGGAUAAUCAAAAACAGGUUGCUGUUUGAAGCAAGGAACCAGAAGAAAGAGGCCAAAGAGAUGGCUGUGAUCCAGGCCAUGAAGCGACAAGAAGAUGAAAAGACUAAAGAGAGAGCCCAGGCUGUGCAGUAGGAGGGCCCUGAAAAGGCACUGUCA
Monopterus albus (swamp eel) is the source of this 1585-nucleotide messenger RNA. Its product is annotated as ethanolamine-phosphate cytidylyltransferase-like. Gene Ontology annotation, molecular function: ethanolamine-phosphate cytidylyltransferase activity. NCBI's taxonomy places the organism in Eukaryota, Metazoa, Chordata, Actinopteri, Synbranchiformes, Synbranchidae. Gene Ontology annotation, cellular component: cytoplasm. Gene Ontology annotation, biological process: phosphatidylethanolamine biosynthetic process. The coding region runs from base 347 to 1561 and encodes 404 amino acids. The record is from RefSeq and is a predicted model, not a curated record. The transcript has 13 exons.